Molecule: messenger RNA, 3282 nt
Organism: Dichomitus squalens LYAD-421 SS1
Lineage: Eukaryota; Fungi; Basidiomycota; Agaricomycetes; Polyporales; Polyporaceae
Exons: 10
Coding region: 163-3027 (954 amino acids)
Source: RefSeq, a predicted model, not a curated record
GCUCUCGCCGCCGUCCAGCUGGCCGUCUCUUAACCACUCUGUGCACCCUAUCUCCGUCUUCAAUCUCUACUACCGCUUGGAAUAGUUCUGCUAGCUUGGCGAACCCUCUCAAUCUCCCUCGUCUGCCUCCGAAACCUUCGGGCGGGUCACACCGGCACCCACAUGUCUCCAGACCAACUGGCAUCGGACUCGGUCGCAAGCAAGAUCGUGCCGCGGCGCGCGGCCGCGCAGAAGGCUUCCAAGCUUGCCGCGGAACAGUUGGACAGUGACGAGGAAGACCGUGGUGGUCCGUUUCGGGAGCCCUCGACUCCUAAGAGCCCGGUCAAGGUCACGUAUGGCGGAAAGCGCAAGUACAAGCGAACCCCGACCAAUGCCCACGCUGGGUCGUCUCGUGCGCACUCGCGGAGCCUGUCUCUUGUCGAGUCGUCUCCGAACAGACCUCGGGCGACCAACGUCGGCCGUGGGCGCGGUGGCUGGCGCGGACGUGGCGCAAGCGGUCAGAAGCACGCACGGACAAGGUCUGGCUCUCAUAUAUCCUCUAUCGAGAACGAGUCUGUUGGGAAGUCCGAUCCAGAGGUUAUCAUUGUCGAGGACGAGCUCGAGCUCAAGCUCGUGGUAGACAUCCCUCGUCGUAACACGGCGACAGGCUCCGAGGACCGGGGCGCACACGUCAAUGGAGACAAAGCACAAUCAUCGACGGGCAAAGGACCAAAGAAGAGGCCCAUGUCGCACACGUCGUCCAGUGGCUCUGGUGAUUUCAGCGACCUCACUCCUGUCUCUUCGCCCGAGGUCCCCUCGAAACCUUUGCAACUUCCUCCUACAAUCACGCUGGCCCCCCGACUGGCUCGACAGUUCUUGCGUGUUCAAUCCCAGAUGCAGCCUGCCACGGUGCCAGAAUUCCAGCCCCAGCCGCUGAAACAGUCCAAGUCGCUCGACGACAUAUUCGCUUUGGAUUCCGGGUCUUCGGAAUCGGAGGACGACAUGGACGCGACCGACGUGGGGAGCCUCGUCUGGGUCAGCCUUGAUCUGGAAGGACAUCUUGCGGAUGCUACUUCCAAGGAGGACACGAUGUGGUGGCCGGCGAAGGUCGUUUUACCUAAACCGCUCAUGCGUGUGUCGCUGUUCGGCGACCCUCCAGGUCCCCACCAGCUCGACAUUCCUAGCCCGUCGGCCUACAACGUUCGCUCUAUAGAGCUCGAUGGUCACAUCCGGUUCGACGAGAACGACUACCGCCCUUCACGACGGAAGAAAGUGCAGUCUUCUCCGCGCAAGAAGCGGAAAUUCGACCUCGACAUCGCGUGGCGAGAGGCUCGCAAUGCUAUGAUCAGCGUCUACGAAGGUAAUGACGACGAGGUUGCACCCGGCUCUUCCCGCUACGCCUCUGGCUCCUCGCGUCGCACGAACGGCACGAGGGGAAAGGGGAAAGCGCACGCCGACCCGAAAGGCAAGGGCAAGGCCAAAGCUUCCGACUCCGACAUGGACACCGGCGAGGGCUUCGGCCUGGGCCUGGCCUUCGGCGUCGAUCUGGACUCUAAGGCUGAGCGACAGUGGCGGGCGCCGUCGCCGAACCCGCUGCUCGAGAUCCCCGGGGAGCUCAUCCUGGCGCGGGAGUCGAGGACAAAGAGGCAGUAUUGGCCGGCGAAGAUCCUCGCGUACGUGCGGCCGACGAGGCCGUCGCAGAAGCCGAAGUACAAAGUCGUGUUCUUCGACGGCAUCGUGAAGCAGAUCGAGCCCGACCUGUUCUGCACGACGACCGACGACGAUUUCGCGACGUGCAAUAUGGGCGACUCGACAGGGCACUACGGGCUCGACGCGGACAACGACGCCCUGGAACACGCCACCGCGGCCGCCGAAGACUUCACGCGCCCCUUCGCGCCAGAGGACGAGGCGACGCUCCGCGCGCCCAGCCCGCUCCCCGCCUUGCCCGCCCCCGGCCCGAUCGCGUUCGAGACCGAGCUGAGCGUGGCCGAGCAGUUCGAGUACGUCAAGCCCGUGCUCGCCGCGGUGCUCGACGACGCCUACGGCCCCGCGAAGGCACGCAACGAGGGGUUCAUGCGCGGGGGCGGGGCGCGGAGGAAGGUGCUCGACGCGGUGCCGCCGCGGGGGAGCUUGACGGCGAUGGAGAAGGAGGAGGUCGCGUUCUUGGUGCGCUCGUGGGCGUGGCGAAUGGAGAAGCGGAGGGAGAUGGGGCUGCAAGUCGAGUAUCCGCGCGACAGGCUGUUCCCUCCUCCUCUGCCUCGUGCCAGGGAGGAACGUGCUACCGGAAAAUUGGCCGCUGCCGAUGGCGAGGGCGGCGACGAUGACGCUGACAGCGUGCUCACGCCGACAUCAGAGCUGUCCUGUGAUGACACCGAGCCGCUUCCUCCUUCGGAACCUGAGGCACCUCCGUCGUCUUUUGCUCCGACGGAAAACGACACGGACGACGAGAAGGUUAUGUCUGCGUCUGGCCGGCAAGACGUUCCGGAUCAUGAGCUCGCAGCACCAGUUCCUGAAAAUGGCACCGCCGUAAUUGUCAGCCCUAUGGCAGAGCACCGGAGCUCAACCGAAGAUGCACCCAUGCCCCCGUCUGCGCAGAUCCAAGACACAGACCCGGCAGCAAUCGUCCCGGUUCCAGAAGACGGCCAGGAAGCCAACGACAAGCGAGCGGCUCCGGUUGAUGAUUCAGUCGCGGCUGCGCGUCCCCCUUCGCCGCCGCUAUUGACUGCACGCAGGACGUUCCACGACCUAGAUGCUGUGGAGAAAAUAACGUACUGCAACAACAUCCUGCUGCAAGAGGCGAUCCUCCAGCUGCUUCUGUGGCGCACGGGGCAACGCAAGGUGUUGGGGCUCCUCGAGCCUCAAGAGGAAGAACGCUUACACGCCAGAGCCACGGAGGAGGGCGACAAGACGAAUUGGGUGCACGACAUCCUACGGUUGCGACAGGCAGUAGAGAAGACGAUGCUCCCACCGGCAAAACCCAGCUCGAAGAGGGACGGGAGUGUUGCCGUCGGCACAAUCCGCCCGGGGCGAACUCGAAGAGGAGUUUGAAUGACUUGCUUUUGCUUGAACUUUGAAUAAAGGUUUACGGAGCUCUACGAACCUUGUUGCUAUCUCUCUAUCUAUCUACACAAGAACCAAUGCGGACAGGGAUACCCACAGCUCGCACAAAUAUAUACGAAUCGCUUACGGAAUGCGUGUACGGCGGUCGCACUUGUGCCGCGGUGCAGUGACGGUACUAUCUGCCGAAACCUACAUGAAUGCUUAUCCAGGACGGACUUGAAUGUUCGGGACCCUGGAACUUCU